Canariomyces notabilis is the source of this 1887-nucleotide messenger RNA. RefSeq lists its product as uncharacterized. The coding region runs from base 401 to 1552 and encodes 383 amino acids. Lineage: Eukaryota; Fungi; Ascomycota; Sordariomycetes; Sordariales; Chaetomiaceae. The record is from RefSeq and is a predicted model, not a curated record. The transcript is spliced from 2 exons.
GCCAUCGGCUUUGUAGAUGCUGACCACAAAGGGACACAUCCAUGGACAGUACCAUCGGUCUCCAGGAAAGGUCGGUGACGGCCGUCUGUCAAAUAGCCUUGUUAGCCCGGUAGUGUGACGGUGCCGGGCAGAAUAGUUCCGUUGUGACCCGCUCUGGAUUGACACAAAACCCAUACCUACCCGUACUGUUGUCGUCCUGGCCCGGUGAUACCGGGAAAUCACCGAUCUUCCUUUCCGCAUCAGGGCUGAUCACCCGCCUCAGUUGUGGUGUUAUGCAACCGGUGGCAUUAGCCGGCGACCAAAAGACCGCCGUGUCAAGUACAAGCUGCUCCCAGCCAGCCGUCAUCCUCUCUGACGACACCUCCAGUCUGCGGUCCAGCACGAAACCAACGACAGCAUAAUGGGAACAACCAAAACCCUCCGGCAGCUCGCCGCAGCAGCGACCGCCCUCUUCCAACUCCAAUUCCAAUUCCACUUCCACUACGCCCUCGCCCUGCCGCAAGCGGGCACCACCGUCCCCGCGGCGGCCGUGCCAUGGGUAACCGUUGACCCCUCCGGCGGAGCCUCAACCGUGACGCCAGUCGUCUUCACAACCGAAGGGCAGCGCACAACCGUCCAGGAAGCCCCCGCCAGCCUGCUAUCCACCGCAACCUACACCCUCUCCCCACCCGGCCGCCCAGCAUCCACCUACACCGGCCUGGCCCCAGUAGCCUCAGCAACAGGCAGCGCGGCCGAUGGCGUGUUCCUUGCGUGCGGCAACGCCAACAACGUCGGGCCUGACGAGCCGUUCUGUCUGCCGAAAAGUGGGAGUGUGUUGUACCCGGGACGGACGUACUACAUAACCUGGUCACCCUCUUACUUCUCCCCCGCCUCCACACCGCUCGCUCUCCAAGCCACCUUCCCCCCAUCCUCCGUAGGCCUGACCAUCGCCGGCCCGUUCCCCGCAAGCCAGGGUUUCUACGCCUGGUCCAUCCCAUCCGACUUCCUCUCUUCCCGCACCGCAGAACAGCUCAACCUGACCUUCACCCUCGUGCAAAACGACACGUCCACACCCGAGGGCAACGACAUCCGAACAUACGGUGGACCCACCGUUUACCUAACCCCCUCCUCCUCACCAACCGGCAUGGGCCCGUCCGGAUCAGGCGGGACACCAACCAACACAAUAGUAGCCAUCGCCGUCCCCGUAGUCGUCAUCACCAUCCUCCUCCUCUUCAGCGGGCUCUGUUUCCUCUCAUAUCGACGGCACGGCACAAUCCCGCUGCUCAGCACCCUUCGCAAACGGCGACCAACCGUUGGCGGUGGUAUUGGAGGCGGUGGUGGAGCGGGGUAUGGUGUGCGGCAGAGCCGGGCCGAGCGGAUGGGAACCGGGGCGGCGUUGCCGGGGGAUAAUAAAUCCGAGACGGAUGUUGGUGGGGUGGAACUCACGGACCGAGACAGCUGGUCGCCUACCUAUACGGCGAGGAGUGCGGCGGGCGGCGAGGGAAGGGGGAGGAAUGUGUUCCGGGAGGAGCUUGCAAGGCAGGAGAGUCUGAGACAGGGGAGGAUGGGGUGAUGCAGUGGUGUGGAAGGGAUGAGGCCGAGUCCAUGGUGCUUUCGAUCCCCCUGUGAACUCCUCCGUACGGGCGUCUUGUUCUGUGCGACGAGACUUGGUCAUAUCUAAAUUAGUUCUUGCUUGGUUGCGGAAUGCUGAGGAUGGCAACUUGCGAACUAGAAUAGGACGUUACUGCCCGCUGUACCCCUCAGCAACCCGUCACUUCUCAGUCAGCCGCCGCCAGCCAGAGUGAUUAGAGAUGUAUUGGUAUCUGCAUGCUACUAGGAAGUUUCAUCAUCGGGGUCGCCCGAUUACAAGGAUACAGGCUUCUGGUCGUUGAGCCACAAUUACUCCCG